AAUAGGAGCAGUGGUGAUAUAAAAUGGAGAGUGACGUUAGUCAGAUAGAAGAUAAACGUCUAAUUGAAAGGAGGAGAGCAACCACCUUGGAAGAGUGUUCCCAAAUAAUCGGAGUGAAUGGCAUCGCUCGAUAUAAUAGGGAUACGUUCAGGCGCCUUUUUUCAGACCAGACAUUAUUGGAAAACUUAUUUGCGCUAUUCGAUCAGGAUGAUGACAAGGUAUUGAAACAAGAUGAAUGGAUCGAAUGUGUGAAAAGCAGAAUAACGAAUAAAAAGCAUGAUUUCAUUGAUCAAUUCGAUAGUGUGGUAUAUACUGUGUGCGGCGACGAUCCUAUAAAUGUUACGAGCUUUCAACGAAUAUUUGCUGCUAGAGAGGUCGUUGAUAAAUUAUUUCGUCUAAUUGAUGAAGAAAAUGUGGGCUAUGUGUCGUCCACUCAAAUUAUAGAUUUCAUCGACAGCGUCAGUGAUAGAAGACCACUCGGCGGCUUCGAUAAAACUAGUCUAGAAUGGCUGGAGAAAAUUUUCAAGCAAAUGGUCGGCAACGAGAAAGAAAUAAGACGCGAAGAAUUUAAUAAAAUCGUCACAUCGAAAAACCCAUUCUUCACCGAUAGAGCCUUUCAAAUAUUUGACAAAGACAAUUCCGGAGCCAUAUCUCUUCAGGAGUUUCUGGAUGCAAUGCACCAGUUUGCAGGGAAAACUCCUGAUGAUAAAAUCAAGUUUCUUUUUAAGGUUUACGAUAUCGACGGUGACGGGCUAAUACAGCUUCGUGAACUCGAACACGUUAUGAGAGCGUGCAUGGAGGAGAAUGGAAUGGAAUUUAGCGAGGAACAAAUCAAGGAACUAACGGUCGCAUUAUUCGAGGACGCUGAUCAAGUGAAUCGAGGAGCAAUUACCUACGAGGCUCUUAAAAGCCAAUUAAAGAAACACGGGGGACUGCUGGAAAAUCUUUCGAUUAGUAUCGACCGAUGGCUCGUGCCGCCGAAACCGAAAGCGAAGCGGAAAUCGUUCUUGGGAUUCUGCGCGUCGUUACGGCCCUAUCAAUUGACGACACCGUACAUGAAGAAUAAUUAUGUUUACCUUGCUUUCAUCUACACCUUUAUCUUGAUUAAUGCAACGUUAUUUAUCUCAAGACUUUACGCGUAUAGACAAUCAAACGGCUACGUCAUGCUGGCUCGUGCUUGCGGUCAGUGUCUGAAUUUCAACUGCAGCUUUAUCCUAGUUCUCAUGUUACGUCAGUGUAUUACCUUUCUACGAACUCAUGGCUUCAAUUCUGUGCUUCCAUUGGACCAGCACAUUUACCUUCACAAGAUAACUGGGGUCCUAAUUGGUACUUUCGGUGUAUUACACACAGUGAUGCACCUUCUGAACUUCGGUACGAUCGUGGUAUACGAUGAUAUGCUCAAUCAUAAUAAUUAUACUACGUACGAAUGGCUAAUGACAAGCCGUCCAGGACUCUAUGGUCUCGUACACGGCUAUGCAAACCCAACCGGAAUCAUUCUCGUUGUUCUUCUUGUUAUAAUGACGUUAUGCUCGAUGCCGUUUGUCCGUCGUGGUGGAUGUUUUGAGAUAUUUUAUUGGUCACAUUUACUGUACAUACCGUUUUGGGUAUUAAUGGUUCUUCACGGACCGAAUUUUUGGAAAUGGUUCAUCGGGCCAGGUACAGUAUACCUGAUAGAACGAGUACAACGAAUCGCUUGGUCACGAUCCCAACUUGGAAAAACAUAUAUCAGUUCUGGUCUCCUACUGCCUUCAAAAGUGACGCAUUUAGUCAUUAAACGACCGCUUCAUUUUGAUUUCCAUCCUGGCGAUUAUGUUUUCGUAAAUAUACCCGCCAUUGCUCGAUACGAAUGGCACCCCUUCACUAUCAGCAGCGCACCAGAACAAGAAGAUUACAUAUGGCUUCAUAUCCGAGCAGUCGGCGAAUGGACGAACAGUCUUUACUCGUACUUCGAGAAAGAACAAGUGAAAAUUCAAGGUGGCAAAAUCUUUCCAAUGGAAGAAUGCAAUAACAAGAAUGUUUCUAUGAAUAUGUACCCCAACAAGAAACAAGAUUUGGUUCCAAACAUAACAAUGUCAUCGCCAUCGCCACCGAAGGCAGAGAAUCAUCAUGGACUCGAUAAUCCUGCUUUUGCUCUCGACGGUGAUAGCGUAACUCUGUCGCCGCACAGUACUUCCACAGAUAGUAGUAAAGUUUCUAAGGAAGGAAAACUUCAUCGUUUAUUGCUGGGUAGCAAAAUACCUUUAGAAAAGUCUUUCUCUGUACCUGACAUGCAAACACGAAGGAACAAGAGGGACCGGCUCAUGGCACUUCGAGAUUACAUGAGAUCCGAAUCUGAAAGGAACUUCAACGAAAGGCAAAUGCAAUGUGCACGACUGAAAUCAUUAGAACAGGCUUAUUUAAGCCCACAAAACAGGAACAUAGCUCAUAGUUUUCGGUACAUGAGAUCGAAACCUACUAUAAUUGCAUUCAAGACACCAAGUUUGGAACGACACGAAUACAAAAUAGAAACAUCCACGAACAACGAGACAAUGUCACAAAUACCUGUAAACGAGUUCAGAAAUGUGUCGACCAACUUAAUCACGAUGCAAGCAGCAGCGGAAGAAGGUAGAUUACAGACAAAAUUAGAAGAAACGUCAAACAGAAUCAUAGAAGAUAUCAAAUCAGACGUUUCUUCUCAGCCGUCUAUAAAUUAUUUAGGAAAACCAUUAGAGAUCUUUUUGGAUGGUCCAUACGGCGCUCCUUCGAGUCAUAUAUUCCAAGCGCAACACGCGGUCUUAAUUGCAACCGGAAUCGGAGUCACACCUUUCGCAUCGAUAUUACAGUCCAUAAUGCACCGUUAUUGGAAAGCCAGGCACACUUGCCCAAAAUGCAAAUUCUCCUGGGCUAGCGAGAUUCCGUCCACUGUCAUGUAUCUACGAAAGGUAGAUUUCUUCUGGAUCAACAGAGAUCAGAGAUCGUUCGAGUGGUUCGUGAACUUACUGUCUCAAUUGGAAAUGGAACAAGCAGAGCUUGGCGUAACUAUGGAACGUUUCCUCGAGAUGCACAUGUACAUUACUAGCGCAUUGCAGAAAAAUGAUAUGAAGGCUGUUGGUCUACAGCUAGCUAUGGAGUUGCUCCAUCAAAUGGAAAAGCGAGAUCUCAUAACGGGUUUAAAAACAAGGACAAACGCUGGCCGACCGAACUGGGAUAAGGUUUUUAAACAGCUCCAGGACAGGAAAAAGGGGAAAGUGACGGUAUUUUACUGCGGCCCGCCGGAACUGGCGAAAAUUUUACGUUACAAAUGCGAUCAGUUUGGUUUCCACUUCAAGAAAGAAUCUUUCUGAACUCUCUGAGAUACUUAAUAACACCGAUAUGUUUGCCAUGUCACAUUGCAGUUGUAUUACAAUACUUCCCAGAUAGCACACAGACGACUUAAGACGGCUUAAAGGCG
This is a messenger RNA of Dufourea novaeangliae, 3430 nucleotides long. RefSeq names its product NADPH oxidase 5 (gene Nox). The transcript has 19 exons. Gene Ontology annotation, biological process: defense response; superoxide anion generation. NCBI's taxonomy places the organism in Eukaryota, Metazoa, Arthropoda, Insecta, Hymenoptera, Halictidae. Gene Ontology annotation, cellular component: NADPH oxidase complex; plasma membrane. Gene Ontology annotation, molecular function: superoxide-generating NAD(P)H oxidase activity; calcium ion binding. Bases 24 to 3323 code for a protein of 1099 amino acids. The record is from RefSeq and is a predicted model, not a curated record.